Lichtheimia ornata is the source of this 930-nucleotide messenger RNA. RefSeq lists its product as uncharacterized. Bases 1 to 930 code for a protein of 309 amino acids. NCBI's taxonomy places the organism in Eukaryota, Fungi, Mucoromycota, Mucoromycetes, Mucorales, Lichtheimiaceae. The transcript is spliced from 5 exons. The record is from RefSeq and is a predicted model, not a curated record.
AUGGACAUUACAGCACCACAGUUUCGGAAUCGAUUUAUACAUACGCGAUAUCAAGCAUUACGAAAAUGCUGUGGUUGCAUUCAUCUUCGAGUGGGUGCUGGAAUCUCAUGUCUUAUUUGGAUGGGAUUAUCCAUGUACUUUGCCAUCUUGUCAUUUCAAAACAAAAGUCCCUUUUAUUCGUACAUGACAAGUGCACCACUUAUUGUUUAUGGCGUUGUCAAUCUAUUAUUAGCUUUGAAUGGGUUCUUUGGCAUGUUGGCCUUGUUCAGGAAUCGAUGGUUUUAUGUUCGACUUUUUUCUCAUGCGACUUGGACAGUCUUAUUCAUGGUGCUUGUGGAUGGAUUUGCCAAUGCUAUUUAUUUUAUCACGCAACGCGAUGAGUUCAUGUCAUGGUGUAUCAAUUCAUCAGCGGAUACGCUCAACAGUGCGGCCAAUGUCACUGGUACAUCACUACGAGGAAACGACUAUUACAACUGUGAUCGACUUUUUCAAGCCGAGAUUAAGUUUGGCUUAUUCUCAACGGUCUUGAUGAUUGUGCUUUAUGUCUACUGGGGUGCAUGCAUCUAUUCAUUUAGUCACAAGCAAGGUGCUUCAGCAGUAACAGGGCAACGACUCGCAGCUGAAAUGGGCAUGAUGCCACCACCAGGCACAGCAGGUGUUCCACCACCACCCAUGCACCCUAUUGGCGGAGGAGGUCCAGGUCGAUCCAACAUUAUUGUUCUCAACAAUGAAAAACCACAGUCGAAAAAGUUUUCGUUCAAGAGCUUACGACGCAAUCACACCAUUGAUGUCUCCAACGACAACAACAACCAAAGUCAAGGGAAACAACUCAAGCGAAAAUCGGUCCCUGAUAUCAUCUUUGACGACUUUAUCUCUCCCACCCUACAUCAUCAUCAUCAUCAACAACGUCGACGAUCGACUGAUAUUUGA